This is a messenger RNA of Plasmodium adleri (nom. inval.), 3303 nucleotides long. RefSeq names its product E3 SUMO-protein ligase PIAS, putative. The record is from RefSeq and is a predicted model, not a curated record. The transcript has 5 exons. Gene Ontology annotation, molecular function: SUMO ligase activity; zinc ion binding. Bases 1 to 3303 code for a protein of 1100 amino acids. Lineage: Eukaryota; Apicomplexa; Aconoidasida; Haemosporida; Plasmodiidae. Gene Ontology annotation, biological process: protein sumoylation.
AUGACAUACAAUGUAAACAAUACUAAUAUGUCUGAAUACUUAAAUAAAUUAAGGGUGUAUGACCUGAAUCAGUUAUGUAGAAAGUUUUUAUUACCACAACAUGGGAAGAAGGUAGCCAUAGUUGAGCGUAUAUUACAAUACAUAACUGAUGUUGAAAGAGAAGAACAGAUAUAUGAAUUUAUUUUGGCAACCAAACCAUCAAUAUUUAAUAUAAUAAAUGAUAAAAGUAUGAGUACAAAUAUACUUCAUGAUAGUAGUAAAUUAUUUUUUUCUAAUGUUAAUUAUGUUACAAAUGAUCAUAAUAUUAAUCUUAAUUUUAAUAAUGUAGAUAAACUUGCAUAUGCAAGCAGUGACACUCCUUCAACGAAAAAAGCUUCUUCUUCUACAGCCAGAAAAAGCAAAGUCAAAAUAUACGAAGAGGAUAACGAAUUUUCGACGUGUGUAUGUGGAGGAAUGUCUAAAAAUAUCAGCAGCAAGAACGGAAUAGUAAAAUGUAUUGAAUGCAAAAAAAAUCAACACAUAAGUUGUUAUAUACCUAAUUCAUUUAUAAAUAAAGAUUUGAGAAAUUAUGAAAUAUUAUGUAUAGCUUGUCGUAUGAAAGAUAUGGAUCCUUUUUAUCCUAUGAAAAAAGUAUUAUGGAUGAAGAAUAUAAGUGCGAAUACUGAAAAGUUAAUGAUUAAUGCUAGUGAUAUUAAACAAUGGAGAAAUGAAAAUAAAGAUGUUAUAGUAUUCUGCAUUAAUUUGGAACCUCAAAAUCUAAAUAAUACAACACCCAUAAAACAAGAAUGGCCAAAAACAUUUAAUUUGAAGGUUAAUGGAAAUAUUACCGAAAAAAUAUUUGAACCCUCAUGGGAACAUAAAAGAAGAGAUAGUCCAUUAAAAAUUACUCAUACAUUAAAAGCAGGUAUUAAUAAUAUUGAUAUUAUUAGUACCAAUUAUGAUGUACCUAAAUUAUUUGUUGUUACUUUUGCUUUAUGUAAAUAUGAACCUGAACAAGUCAUAAUUGAAAAUGUUAUUUUAAGAAGUUCUUUAAAUUUUAAAGAUGCAAAAGAGAGAAUUGUAAAUAUAUUAUCUACAAAACAUGAUAGUGAUGAAGUUAUGUGUAUGGAAAUUAAUAGAAAGGUUAGUUUACAUUGUCCAUUUUCCUUAGAUAGAAUUUUGAUACCAUGUCGAGGUAUCAUGUGUUCACAUAUAAAAUGUUUUGAUUUAAAAUCAUUCAUUGAUGUUACGAAAAAAACAAAAGCAUUUAAUAAUCGAUGGAAAUGUCCUAUAUGCUCUUUUUAUUUACGACCAAAGAGCCUGGUUAUUGAUACAUUUAUUACUUAUAUACUCUCACAAGUGCCCAAAGAUAUUAAGGAAAUUGAGCUAAGUAAACAAGCUGAAAUUAUUUUCAAUAAAAAUAAUCAGGAACCAAAAGUGAUAAAACAGUUGGAUGAUGUAGACGCUCUGGAUUUGCAAAAAAAACAUAUUGAUAUUAAAAACGAGUAUAUUAUGGUCAAAUCUAAUAAUGAACAAAAGAAUAAUGAUAAGUCUUUCAAUAAUGAUGAAAUAAUAAUUUUAGAUUCAGACACAGAUGAUAACAACAACACAUAUAAUACCAACUGUGAUAAAUAUAAUAUGGAAAAAAAUAAUAACAUUAUACAAGGCAAUCAAGAAGUUAUAUGUAUAUCUGAUAGUGAUGAAGAAAAUGUUUAUGAUAAAAAUAAAAAUGGUAAUAAUAUUUCGAAUGAUAAAGGUUCAUCUCAUAUAAAUGGAAUAGGAUAUCAAGAUGUAAAUACAAGAGUGAAUGAAAUAUUAAAAAGAAAUUUAUUACAAUCAAAAAGUGCAACAUUUGUUGGUAGUCCUGAAAUGUUUUUUAAUAAUAUUGUUCUUGAUGUCUUGACUGAUUUUAAUAAUAUUCAUGUUAAUGAAAUUUCAAGUAUACAAGAUUAUGAUAUUAUGUUAAAAGAAAAAACAAAGACUAUAAGUAAUAUUAAUAAAAUUGCCAACAUACCUAAUGAUGAUAAAAAUAUUUCGUCCUCUAAUUUUAAUAAAAAUAUUACAUCUUCUACUACUAAUAAUAUUCAUAAUGAUCUUGAUUUGUCUGCUGUAGCUCUCUUAGAAUAUUACAGUAAAAAAAAUAAUAUUCCUAAGGAUUUAUCUUAUAUAAACUCACACCUCUCUCCCUAUGAGAUAAAUCCGGUUGAAAAUUACAUAAAUAUUUCUAAUCCUUUAGAUGAAAAUGAUAAUCGUUUAUUAGAUACACUAAAAAAGAAGAAUGUAGAUACUUCAGGGGUUUCAAUUGAAAAUCAGUUAGAUUCUAUAACAAAGAGUUUUAAUAAUAUAAUUCAAAGUGAUAAGAAAAAUGAUAAUAAUAGUAAUAUUACUAAUAAUAAUAAUAGUAAUACUAAUAAUAGUAAUAAUAAUAAUAGUAAUAAUAAUAAUAGUAAUAUUACUCAUAAUAAUAAUAAUAUUACUCAUAAUAAUAAUAAUAUUAUGAGUAAUAAUAAUAAUAAUUAUUAUAAUCUCAGUAGUUGUAGUGAUUAUAAUAGCAAUUAUGACAAUGAUAAUUUCAUUCCUUUCGAUGUUUUUAAUAUAAAUGAAGCACAUUUAUCAUUAGAACAGACACAACAAAUAGUCUCCCCUGAUACAAAUAAUAAUACAGAUAAUAAUAAUUCUAAUAUAAAUAAUAAUAAUAAUAGAAAUUUUUACUUAAAAUUUGAAGACAGGUUUAAUAUGAACAAUGAUAGAAUAUUUACAAAUAAAUUGCCAGAUGAAAAUAAUUUCCAAGCUUUAAAUGAACUGAAUAAAGAACUUAGAAACGCGCACAAUCUUAGUAUAAUAAAUUAUGAUAACACUAAUAAAAAAAAUAACAGCAACAACAACAAUAAUAAUAAUAAUAAUAAUAAUAAUGAGUUAAAUAAGAAAAAAAGGAGGAAGAAAAAUUCAAUUACUACAAAUAUAAAUAAAAAGAAAAACAACACGAUUAAAAGUAGUAAUAAUAUUAAUAAUUCCUAUUCUAGUUUUAGAAGAAUUGAUAGUAUAGGUAAUAAUUUUAAUUUCUCUAUGAUAAAGUAUAGUAAUAAACAUAACUCAAAUAAUAAUAAUAAUUAUAAUAAUAAAAAUAACAAUAAUAACAAUAAUAACAAUAAUAACAAUAAUAACAAUAACAGAACAAAUACAAAUAAUAAAACUAUUUAUCAAUAUAUUAAUCAUAACAAUACAAAUCAAAAUUUUAUCAAACGAUUAAGGAAAAAUAAACGAAUUAGUAAAAAAGACAAAAACCAAAAAGAAAAUCAAAAAAAGAAAAUGAAACGAAAAUAG